Molecule: messenger RNA, 1936 nt
Organism: Exaiptasia diaphana
Lineage: Eukaryota; Metazoa; Cnidaria; Anthozoa; Actiniaria; Aiptasiidae
Biological process (GO): peptidyl-serine phosphorylation; signal transduction
Cellular component (GO): nucleus; cytoplasm
Molecular function (GO): ATP binding; protein serine/threonine kinase activity
Source: RefSeq, a predicted model, not a curated record
GGGAAGCAGGUCAUCAGUGAUAAAAAUCUUGAAGCCAAUGGCAUGAUAUCAGCAAUUGUUAAAGAAGUCCAGCAAUCGUUCAUCACACCAUCAAAAACACCAGAUCAUGGAAAUGGCCAAGAAAUCAAUGGCCAGGAAUUCAUGGAAAUGGAAACUCCUACUAAGUUAGCUUUUGAAAAGGGUAACGACGUCAACGAUGGACCAUCGAAUUAUGCCGCGRUGGAUCUUGGGAGUUCUCCGGCAGAAGCAACACAGAAAACGCUUAUAGUUACACCUGAAGGUUCUCCAAUGGUGCAACAACUGGAAGAGUCCMCACUUGUGCAACAAMCCGGUGUUUGCCAAGAUUCUCCAGAAAUCGUAGUUACUGAGCAUGGUGAAAAUGAGGUGGCCGCUGAUUUUAUCCCAUGUACACCAUGGAGUGAUCAUGAUGACGUUAUUCAUGAUAACCCAGUKGUCAUGCCUACACCAUUGCUGCAUGUCAAUUUCCUAGAGGAAGGUGACACGCCCAUAAGACACAGAGAAAAGAAGGUUAUCGUAUCAAAUCAUAACUUGUACUUGGCCGCUGAUUUUGAUGAUGUCCUGGGUCCAAGUGACGAAGUAUUGGGCUAUGGGUCAUGGCGUCAGACUUCGAGUGUCGAACACCUUAACAUCGAGGUUGGUCAGCGUCAAACUCAAUCUCUCGAGCGACCUCGCCUCAAGUCCUCWGCAUCUGCACCACAACUUAAAGUUCAACAAGAAUUGUUUAACGUUCCUAGUAUUUUAGAUCAAAUGCAGUACGAGCUUCCCGCGCAGAUAUCAAACAAUGCUGCCCAGUCGGCAAGCUGCCAUGUCGACGUAGCCGAGUAUAAACUAGAUUCGGUGAACUUCGACAAAGAUGUUUCCUCUACAGAAUCCCAGAAUGCGGUACACAUUCGUCCUUCUGUGGUCUCAAAGGAAACGUUGAAUGAGUUAGAGGUGAAAGACAGCGAGACGAUUCCUGAUGYUGGAAAUGUCGCAUCAUCAAAAUACAUUGCUUCAAAUUUUGAUGAAACUAAAAGUGAGUGCGAAUCAGAUGAAGAAAGAGGRAGUAAAAGCUCGUUUGAUGACGAGUACGAGGCCGUCGACCUUGAAUUGGAUAUCGAGGAGAGAAAUACCCAAAACAACCCACAAAAUGAYGAGAAAGAGUGUGAUAAAAUAUCUGAGAACGACAGAACAUUCACAGAGAGCUCAAGUUUCGAGAAAGAGGCAGUUGAUGCCACCGAGUGUGAACAAUUACCAAAUAAAUCAAAUAAUGAAAAAGACAAAAUUGACAAAAUUAGUGACAGUAGUCGAUGUACUGUCGAAAAUAUAGCGGACUUCAAAGAGCCAUAUAGUGAAAAUCAAACCUAUCAAUCUAACAAUGCUAAUGCAGAGCAGGACUCUGCWGUUUUAAACCGAGAACACAAGGACAGUGGCAGUGAAGAUCUUUGCCACGUACCAACCCUUACUGAAAUUACCGCUGGUGAUUACAGUGGACUCAAUAAAGCCGAGCCGAGUCAUCGAGGUUUCAUGGAAAACGACGAGGAAGAUGGUGAUUUUUAUCGUGUGCCAACACUGACCGAGUUAGCAGGUCAAGACGAUGAUAAUGUCGUCGAGGCCUUUACAAGCAAUGAUGUGUUGGCGGGAAGACGGUGGUCUGAAGACGACCAAUAUGAAGUUCCAGACCCGAUCGACUCCAAAGAUGAAGCUAUUGUACCCAAACCACCGCCUGGUAGAUCUGGACGAGGGUGCAUCUCGGCAAGGUUGAGGCGAUACAAGCACAGAAGACAUAACAUAGGAUUCACCCUGGUGGCUUUGAGUGAAAAACCAGUCGUCAUCUAGGGAAUGCUCUCAUAAACUUUGAAAAGAACAAUUUUACCACGUUAUUGAAUUAUAGUUUUCCUACUUUGUGUCUAAUAAAUGUUUUAAAAUGCUAAAA